This is a messenger RNA of Mycena indigotica, 333 nucleotides long. RefSeq names its product Hydrophobin 2. Gene Ontology annotation, cellular component: fungal-type cell wall. The transcript has 3 exons. The record is from RefSeq and is a predicted model, not a curated record. Bases 1 to 333 code for a protein of 110 amino acids. Gene Ontology annotation, molecular function: structural constituent of cell wall. NCBI's taxonomy places the organism in Eukaryota, Fungi, Basidiomycota, Agaricomycetes, Agaricales, Mycenaceae.
AUGUUCGCCAACCUCAAGUACACCGCCGUCCUGGCUCUCGCUACCCUUGCUGUCGCCGUCCCCAACUCGGGCCUGCAAUCUCGCAACGACCCUCCACCCUCCGACUCUCCCCAGUGCUGCAACAGUGUUGUUUCGUCGACCAGCAGCGUUGUAUCGGGACUUCUUGCCCUUCUUGGCAUCGAUCUCGGGGGAGCAAACAUCCCCAUCGGUCUCAGCUGCUCCCCCAUUACCGUUAUCGGCAACAACUGCGGAGGCACAACCGUCACCUGCGAGGCUCCCCAGAAGGAGUGGGCUGGCCUCAUUGCCAUUAACUGCCUCCCUAUUACUCUUUAA